Messenger RNA from Macrosiphum euphorbiae (potato aphid), 579 nucleotides. NCBI's taxonomy places the organism in Eukaryota, Metazoa, Arthropoda, Insecta, Hemiptera, Aphididae. The record is from the annotation of a GenBank genome assembly.
AUGGCGGCCAUUCGAAAAAAACUCGUCAUCGUCGGUGACGGUGCCUGCGGAAAAACUUGUCUGCUCAUUGUGUUUUCCAAAGAUCAAUUCCCAGAAGUAUAUGUACCCACCGUGUUUGAGAACUAUGUAGCCGAUAUAGAAGUCGAUGGCAAACAAGUUGAACUAGCACUGUGGGAUACAGCGGGUCAAGAAGAUUAUGAUAGACUAAGACCAUUGUCCUAUCCUGACACGGAUGUUAUCCUCAUGUGUUUCUCCAUAGAUUCACCAGAUUCGUUAGAGAAUAUCCCAGAGAAAUGGACACCGGAAGUGAAACAUUUCUGUCCAAAUGUGCCGAUCAUAUUGGUUGGUAACAAAAAAGACUUGCGUAAUGAUCCAAAUACGAUUCGCGAGCUGAGCAAAAUGAAACAAGAGCCUGUGAGGCCAGAAGAAGGGCGAGCAAUGGCCGAAAAGAUCAAUGCAUUUGCUUAUUUGGAAUGUUCAGCUAAAAGUAAGGAGGGUGUCCGUGAAGUAUUUGAAACUUCAACUAGAGCAGCUUUACAGGUUAAAAAGAAAAAGAAGGGGCGAUGUCGUCUACUUUAA